Protopolystoma xenopodis is the source of this 270-nucleotide messenger RNA. NCBI's taxonomy places the organism in Eukaryota, Metazoa, Platyhelminthes, Monogenea, Polystomatidea, Polystomatidae. The record is from the annotation of a GenBank genome assembly.
AUGCGACGUCUCGGCUUCGCGGAGCCCAGCCCCGGCCAGGCAACUGAUCCUCUUCAAUUGGGCGAGUCGGAGCGAAAUGUCAUCUAUCCGCGUCUGUACGUUCGGGUGGCCGGCAAGAGAGGCUUGCAGGCGGCUGGCGCGUUGGUCGUAUGCUGUAAGAGGCAGAAAGUGGUUGACACGUUGAGGCGCUUGGUUACAGCCUCUUCCGGCACAGAAGAGAAUGCAACUUUACAUUACUCAGUAGACAUAACAAGUAGUAUAGCACGAUGA